AUGCUCGGGCUUAUACCCAAGGAGCUGGGAAACCUACGCGGUCUGGAGCGGCUUUAUCUUCAUAACAACCAGCUGAGCGGACCGAUUCCGCUCGAGUUACAGAAGCUCCCGCACUUUGGUAAGUUCAUCACAGGGAUUGCAUUGAAUGGGCCCCCUCUGCCUGCCGUCAGAGACCCUCUCCAUGCAUUCAAGAUCCUGAUAGUACCAGUCAUCCUUGGGUACGCUGACUUGGCUUCGGAUCUCUACACUGCCGUAUCUUACUACGAGGCAAAGCACUUUGUUUGGUUUGGACUUGGGCUCUUCUUCGCCUUGGGGCCGGCUGUCAUCAUGUCCGCGUUCUGUCUCUCCGGCGUUGGGUGGUUCCGUCGUUUCUUGGUGGCGACCCAGUUGAGCUUGCUAGCCGAAGCCUUGAUUACUCUUCAAAAGGCGGACUACUCACCAGUCCUAGCGCUUGUGCGCGUCAUUGGGCCACUUUUUGAAUCGGUGCCCCAGUUGUUGCUCCAGCUGCAUGCAAUGCUUUGGCUUUGGACCGAGACAUCGUUCGCCUCUAGCCGCUUGGCAUGGCGUGUAGUCUCCGUGUGCAUCUCGGCGGCCAGCCUGGCCUAUGCGGCCACCGAUGUCUCCAGCGUAGAGAGGCUUUCGACUUGCGAUGGCGGUAUGGAUGGUGAGAGAUUCAGGCUUUGCCCAUGCUUUCCGUCCCUGACGGGAGUAGUGUUCAGUCGGGUGCCAGCGGAAGGAACCUCCAGCUUGAGAGGGGUGGGCGACGUGCAUCCGCGCAGUCACGUGUGGCUCUGCCUCGUGUACCACGUCCUCGAGAUUUUUGCUCGCUUCGUCCCCCUGGCCAUGCUAGUGCAAGUGGUACGCGGCUGGUUUUUCUUUGUGUUGGUGUAUCUGUGGGUAGGCCGGGGCUUGAUAGUGUGGAUGACAGCCAGAGAAGUCCUGGGGUUUCGAUUUUGGGUGAGGCUGGUAGCCAUGCCCUUCUUGGACUCCAUCAUGGACGAGACGACAGCGUUUGGAAUUGGCCUGGUCUUGACGCUUGUGGAGUUCAUCGUGUGCAUGGUGAUUUACCACGUGUACAUGAACGAUGACCUUCCCUCCCGCGCGAGGUUAGUGUUGGUCACAGUAGCUAGCUGCUGCAUGGUCGGCAAGAUGUGCUUGGCGUGGGUAGCCAUAUCCCCGCUGAAGGUGGAUGGGCAUUAUUCUGAGAGUCAAGGUGACAGUGUUCUUGGAGAUGGACGAGGCAGCGCCGUGACGGACGGAUCUGUAGCAGACGUGGAGAUGUCGGCAGUUGAGGACAGUAAGGUUGGGGACGGAGCAGAGGCGAGCGUGACUUCUGAGGCCGCAUCUCCGCACGGAGAAGACGGGCCAUCCGCCACCUCUGCCGUUUCGACGGGUUCUGAAAUACGCAGCCCGGGAGAUGUCCAAGUAGAGGAUGAAACGGAUGGUGUCGAGGCGGACGAGUUCGAACAAGGGUCGGAUUUGACGAGAAUGGAAGAUGGUGUGGUCGAGGAUGGGUCCAAGGCUGCAGGAGGUUCUGAAGUAUGACCUCCUGAGGGAGCGCAUCUUUCACCCGCAACGCAUGCUUUGUCAACGAUCUCGACAGUAGGUGACCCUGAGGAUGCUAAGGUGGAAGAUGGCUUGUAUCUAGGUGUCGCGGUGGCGGAUGGAUCGGUAGCAGGACUGAGUGUGACUGAUGACCAUGGACAGCGGUAGGUUGAGGGCGGAGCCAUGGAAGGAGCAUUCGGUGAGCCAGCUCGGUCGGAAUGAGCAUGACUUCCACACGCUCGAAUGCGCUACCCACCGGUUCAGUAUAGAGAUCAAACGUAGGGUGUAUUGUCUCUGUCUUAGGCUGAAUGGCGCACCAAUAAGUGUCGUUACGUUGUUCCGCGCGCAACCGAUGCUCGGAUGCAAAGGGCAAAGAGCCGAUAGAGGAUCAACCAUGUUUGGAUAUGUAGACUGCAAGAUCUCUCUUGGGUGGGAGGAAUUGUGGUGUUUUGAGCACGGGAGGUGAGGCAAGACAAUACAAGUAAGGAAACCAAAACUACUCUGAGCACUAGAAUACCACGUCUCGUUGGACCUGUUUUUUUUUCCAGUCCUCCGGUUCUUGUUUGAGGAGGUUGUAUCUUUGCCCGCAUGUAGGCUGGGCGUCUGAGUGUGCUUCUCUAGUCUGUUAUGUGUCUUGCAAGCACACCAACCUUGGGAGAUGUGCUGAGAAACCUAGCCUGCUGGAGCGCCAGCAGCGCCAAUAUCAGCAGCGUUGGUUCGUAAAGCUGUUGUGGUGGGCAGGAAGAACAGGUACCAGUAGCAGCGGUUGAAGCCAGGACGGAGACCUAUAUUUAGGACGGUGUUGACAGGAAAUGAAAUCGCGAAAGCGAGAGUAUGAGUUUUUCAGUCAUGUACAAGUCGCACUCCGCAACAACGUUCGGUUCUCUUUAGUAUUGGGUGCACUCAUGUGCUUCUACCAGAGUAUGAGAAACACGUUGGUACCU
Ectocarpus sp. CCAP 1310/34 is the source of this 2489-nucleotide messenger RNA. Lineage: Eukaryota; Phaeophyceae; Ectocarpales; Ectocarpaceae. The record is from the annotation of a GenBank genome assembly.